Penicillium angulare is the source of this 846-nucleotide messenger RNA. Its product is annotated as alpha/beta hydrolase. The transcript has a single exon. The coding region runs from base 1 to 846 and encodes 281 amino acids. Lineage: Eukaryota; Fungi; Ascomycota; Eurotiomycetes; Eurotiales; Aspergillaceae. Gene Ontology annotation, cellular component: cytoplasm; nucleus. The record is from RefSeq and is a predicted model, not a curated record.
AUGGCUCCUAAACCGGCUGUGCGCCAGCCUCUGAAACUACUCAUGCUGCACGGCUACACGCAAUCGGGAAGCCUCUUCCACGCCAAAAGCCGUGCCCUAAUUAAACAUCUCCAGAAAGCCUUUCCAACACACGAUGUCACGGCAAGCUACCCAACCGGCCCGAUUCGUCUCAAACCAAGUGAUAUCCCAGGCUAUGAGCCCUCCGACACUGCCGACUCUGAAGACUCAAUCGAAGCAUACGGCUGGUGGCGCCGAUCCAACACCGCAAACCCACCUCUCUACACAGGGAUUGAAGAAGGUCUCGCCAGCGUCGCGAAGGUUCUGAAAGAGGAAGGGCCAUUCGAUGGAGUGAUCGGCUUUUCACAAGGCGCUGCGUUAGCCGGCAUGGUAGCCGCGCUCCUGGAGCCAGGGCGGAAAGAAGCGUUUGCGCACUUCGUCACGCAGAAGGGCCAGGAUAUCGGGCUCCCGUUCCCUGCUCAGUUCGGGAUGCCUGAUUUCUCGCAUCCCCAAUUGAAGUUUGCUAUCUGUUAUAGUGGAUUUCGAGCGCCCGGGGAGAGGUAUCGCGCCUUCUAUGAGAACCCUAGUAUCCAGACGCCUUUACUUCAUGUACUUGGGACUUUGGAUGCCGUUGUUGAUGACUCGAGGAGUCGCGCCUUGAUUGAUGCUUGUGUGGGGAACCCGGAGCAAGAUGGAUCCGUCGUUUGGCACCCUGGUGGUCACUUUUUGCCGAGUCAGCGACCUUAUCUGGAUGCUGCUGUGCAGUUCAUUCGGAAGCAGUUGGAGAAUACCAAUGGGGUAGCUAAGGAGCAGGAAGAGGAUGUGAACAAUAUGGAUGUUCCAUUUUGA